UAGAGAUGGCGAGAAAAGGAUGGUCAAGGCAACGACUCACUCGUACCAUACCACGUACCGGUCAAUUCGCGUCGUUGACUAUAUAGCAGAUAUGCGGCGGAACCAUGCGAUUGUGAGUUAGUUGCGCACGCGCACUCUAGUCCUCCUUUGCCGGUUGCAAUUUUGACGUCGUCUAGCGUUUUUAACACCCUUCAUUCAACAUGUAUUGCGCUAAACUAUGCACACCAACUACACAGGCAUUGAUUGCCCGAAGCUCAAGAGCCCUUGUCCGGCCACUAAGUAGUGUUGGCAGCCAAGAAAACACAAAAAGUGCCCCAAGGCGUAGUUUGGCGACAUACAGUGGUCACGCUGGACUCAAUGCUGUUGCAACGCCAGCGAAGCAAACAAAUGUAGCAGCACUAGUUAACCAGGUCCUCAACCGUGGCAUUCAAACGACCGCUGUUCAGCAGGAUGUUGAAGCUGCUGCUAAGUUCAUCGGAGCUGGAGCAGCCACAGUUGGUAUGGCUGGCUCAGGAGCAGGUAUCGGAACAGUCUUCGGUAGUUUCAUCAUCGGCUAUGCUCGCAAUCCCUCCCUGAAGCAGCAGCUAUUUACCUACGCUAUUCUGGGGUUUGCGUUAUCCGAAGCCAUGGGGCUUUUCUGUCUUAUGGUAGCUUUCUUGAUUCUGUUCGCCCUGUAGCUUAAGAUUUAGACUCUUAAUUCAAAGAUGCUGUGUUUCUUUGUUUUUUUGAAAAUGAAUACGGUGCAUGUUAGCAGCACAUGAGAAGGGAAGAGUGUUUUUCUUGGACCUACUCAGGAGACCAGAAUAUAGGAUUGCAUUUUAAUCCCCGCAUUACUUGGUUUAUAUUAAGAGUUAUUGAUAUUUACAGAGAUGAGAAUGUGUGAACGUGAAACGGUUUUUCCUGUCAAAAUCCCAGGCUAGAUUGUAAGAGCAGUUUGCUUGUCCAUCGACUGAUUCCCUAGAUCAGAAGACCAAACUUAUGAUUCAAAAAACAAAUGAAAAUUAAUCAAACUGAAUUCUUGUAUAGGUCCUGUUUUUCCACAAUACCAAACAAUGUCAAUUAAAUAGUUAUAGGUUUGAAAGUUGAGUGGGAAUAUUUUAUUUUAAUUUACUGAUAAAUACAAUUUCUUCACGGUACAUUUAUGUGAAUAUUUUAUUUUAGUAAGCCAGUUUUCUAUUGGAUAUGCUCGUUCUUUUGUUUGGAAAAAUAAGUAUCCUUACUGAACAGUGGCAUAAGUCCUUUACAAUUCUAUCUGGAUUGGCAUCGGAGAAGUUGAUUAAGUUGUAGAACAUUUUGCAAGCUACUUUAGCCAAUCUGAUCUCAAUGGUGAGGUAUUUGGAUUGUAAACGAAAAUAUUAGAAACAAACUGUUUUGACAAUCCAUCUUUGAAAACAUUCUCAGAAUGCUCAUGUAUUCACUGGCAUUGUAGACUGCAGUAGUAGUUAAACAUUUGCAUUUUGUUUUUAACAAAAGAAUUCCAAUUUUAUCAAAACAACGAUCACGCGAUGUUUUUUGGUAAAUGUAACACUCCAUUUUAUCAAAUCUUCAUUUGAAUAGUUUCGGUAUUGCCACUGCAUAGUUUAUGGAUGACUGUGCCAGCAGGUGAGAGAGCUGGAGCUAGUUUUCAGUUUCAUGUUUCUGGUGAUAAUUAAACAAUUGUGUGAUUGAACUUCCCACGAAGCAGU
Patiria miniata (bat star) is the source of this 1685-nucleotide messenger RNA. Its product is annotated as ATP synthase lipid-binding protein, mitochondrial-like. The coding region runs from base 201 to 677 and encodes 158 amino acids. The transcript is spliced from 5 exons. The record is from RefSeq and is a predicted model, not a curated record. Gene Ontology annotation, biological process: proton transmembrane transport; proton motive force-driven ATP synthesis. Lineage: Eukaryota; Metazoa; Echinodermata; Asteroidea; Valvatida; Asterinidae. Gene Ontology annotation, molecular function: proton transmembrane transporter activity.